This is a messenger RNA of Cygnus atratus (black swan), 2079 nucleotides long. RefSeq names its product neuronal acetylcholine receptor subunit alpha-7-like. Gene Ontology annotation, biological process: chemical synaptic transmission; monoatomic ion transmembrane transport; regulation of membrane potential. Gene Ontology annotation, molecular function: transmembrane signaling receptor activity; acetylcholine-gated monoatomic cation-selective channel activity. The transcript is spliced from 10 exons. The record is from RefSeq and is a predicted model, not a curated record. Bases 3 to 1538 code for a protein of 511 amino acids. NCBI's taxonomy places the organism in Eukaryota, Metazoa, Chordata, Aves, Anseriformes, Anatidae. Gene Ontology annotation, cellular component: neuron projection; postsynaptic membrane; synapse.
CAAUGCUCACAGAAAAGUGCUUGGGAUUUUUUUACUCUGGACUAUGUCUCUGGGCAUCCUUCUUCCUGUCUUUCUUUAAAGUCUCUCUGCAGGGUGAAAGCCAGAGGCGCUUGUACAGAGAGCUGCUGAGAAACUACAAUCGUCUUGAGCGACCGGUCAUGAACGACUCCCAGCCCCUUGUAGUUGAGCUUCAGCUUUCUUUGCUGCAGAUAAUCGACGUGGAUGAGAAGAACCAGGUGUUGAUCACAAACGCUUGGCUGCAGAUGUACUGGGUUGAUAUUUACUUGUCUUGGGAUCAGUACGAAUACCCAGGAGUGCAGAACUUACGAUUUCCAGCUGACCAGAUUUGGGUACCAGACAUUCUUCUGUAUAACAGUGCGGAUGAAAGAUUUGAUGCAACAUUUCACACAAAUGUGCUGGUGAAUUACUCUGGAUCCUGCCAAUAUAUUCCUCCAGGCAUCUUGAAGAGCACCUGCUACAUUGAUGUCCGCUGGUUCCCCUUCGAUGUGCAGAAGUGUGAUUUGAAGUUUGGCUCCUGGACUCACAGCGGCUGGUUGAUUGACCUACAGAUGCUUGAUGCUGAUAUUUCCAACUACAUCUCAAAUGGAGAGUGGGAUUUAGUGGGUGUCCCAGGAAAAAGGAAUGAGAUGUACUAUGAGUGCUGUAAAGAACCCUACCCAGAUGUGACGUACACCAUCACCAUGCGCCGACGCACCCUCUACUACGGCUUGAACCUACUGAUUCCCUGUGUCCUCAUAUCUGGCUUGGCUCUGCUUGUUUUCCUCUUGCCAGCUGAUUCAGGAGAGAAGAUUUCUUUAGGUAUCACUGUUCUGCUUUCCCUGACAGUAUUCAUGCUGCUCGUGGCCGAGAUCAUGCCUGCAACUUCUGACUCAGUCCCACUAAUAGCUCAGUAUUUCGCUAGCAUCAUGGUCAUUGUUGGGCUGUCUGUGGUUGUAACAGUGCUGGUUCUGCAGUUUCACCAUCAUGACCCACAAGCCGGAAAGAUGCCCAGAUGGGUCCGUGUCAUUCUGCUGAAUUGGUGUGCUUGGUUUUUACGUAUGAAAAAACCCGGGGAAAACCUAAAGCCCCUCUCUUGCAAAUAUAGCUACCCCAAGCACCAUCCAAGCAUGAAGAGCAUGGAGAUGAAUGUCCUGCCUGGGCACCAGUCCAGCAAUGGCAACAUGAUCUACAGCUACCAUGCAAUGGAGAAUCCAUGCUGCCCCCAGAACAAUGAUCUGGGUAGCAAGAGUGGAAAGAUCUCUUGCCCCUUGCCAGAAGAUAAUGAGCUUGUUCAAAAGAAAGCUUUAAUGGAUACUAUCCCAGUGAUUGUGAAGAUCCUGGAGGAAGUUCAGUUCAUAGCAACGCGCUUCAGGAAGCAAGACGAGGGUGAAGAGAUCUGCAGUGAGUGGAAGUUUGCAGCUGCAGUCAUAGACAGAUUAUGCCUGGUUGCAUUUACCCUUUUUGCCAUCAUUUGCACAUUUACAAUACUCAUGUCUGCUCCAAACUUCAUAGAAGCUGUUUCAAAGGAUUUUACAUAAGGAUUUCAAAGAUAAACACAAAGAGCAGAAAGGUAACUUAAAAGUGAAUAUUACCAGUAAUUCUGGUAAGUAAUUUAACUGAAAAGAGAGAAAUGUACUUUUAUGUGCUAACAUACACUGAUGGGGAUAAAAUUAAUUUUAGGAGAUAAUUAUUACUGAUGUUAGUAAUUGUAGUUACUGAAUAGUAUAUAUAUUGAGCUCUGUUACUUAUUUCCUAGACUAAUUCCACACGUAAUUAUGUCAUCAUCUGUUACAAAUAAUAGACAAGAAUUCAAGUGCACAAUACAUUUAUUACAAGUUAACAGUAGUGUCAACGUGUUACUAUGUAUUCGUGAACUUUUAAAUAUUGUUAGUAAGUUAAAUGAUGCAUUCAUGACUAUAAGAUUUGCAGCAUUUUAUUGUUUUCAAUAUCUUUAUGUUUUAUCAUUUUUGUUUAGUGUGGUUGUGAAAUUUACUCCUCACAUUUGACAGACAUCUCUCUGCACUUUUAUGAUCCUGCAUAUUGCAUAUAAGAAAAUAAACUAUAAUCUUAUUAGCUCUU